UCCAGACUACUUUUUGCCGCCGCAUUGUCCUCGAUUCGAGCCCUGCCGUCCAAAUCGGCGCUCAUAACGGAACCCCAACCGGGCGACGAGUACGUUUUCGUGCAAUCGAACAACGACGAUGCCAAGCCGAUAACGAGAAAAGAGGGCGACAAACGGUUCGAAACCGCCCACAAACUCCCCCCGUCGCUGACCUACAAGCUACAGCAAGAGCGCGACGAGGAGAGCGAAGUCGAAGAGAAGAGCCUCUCCAAGCGGGAGGCUCAAAAAACGGCCGCUCCGGCGCCUCCAGGGGCUACCAAAAUCGACGUGAAAGCGCUACUAGCUAGAUAUCAAAGUAUUAGCUCUACAACGGUCGCUCCCAAGUCAACGCAAACGACGACCAAAAAACCCCAACGUCGCAAAGCAACGAAGAGAGUAAAGAAAGAUGUCAGCGAGGAAAAUCUAGAAGUGACCAGCUCUCUUCCGAUAUUGACAACGGGAAAAUCGGUGCCCAGGGCUAGCAUUGACGAUAUCCCUUUGCUAGGCGCAGCCAGCGAUAAACAGAGGUCCAGAAUACAAAUCAAAAAAGGGCCCAACGGGCAAGAGUACGAAUACGAGUACGUCUAUUAUUACUACGAUGACGACGAUCCCAAAGACAAGCCGAUAACUAACGCUCACGACGGCCCGGCGAGAAAUCAAAUACCCAACACGGAUAAGAAACCAGCCAAAGAAUCCAACGAAAUUCUACCGGCACGCGCCGGUACUAAGGGCAGAGGAAGGCAAUUGGGAGAAGACGAGACCAUCAACGAAGAACGCCUGCCGGCUAAUACCAGAUUCCCGCCAAGGAGCAGAAAUUUGAACACCACUCCUCUACCCGAAGAGGACAUCAAGCCGGUAACCAGAGGCCGCGGAAGAGGAAGGCCGUCCAGCGAGGCUAGCACUGAGGUCGACAAUGUAUCCGACGAAAGUCAGGGUUCGAGAGGUCGUACGCGCGCCAACGUGCACAGGGUGAAUUUGGAUUUGGUCGACAGCGACAGCUUCAACAGCAGCCCCAACCAGGCGAAACCGUCUUUCCCGCAAGAACUUCCCGAUGGCCCGGUACGUUUCUUGGGGGCCAUACCCAACGAGCGCAUCGAACUCGAACAGCCAGCUCAAGAACCGGCCAACAGACCACUAGCAACUCCUGUAAAUGAAGAUAUAGACGAAAGUAAAGAAAAUACCGGAGAAACAGUGGAUCCCACUACCACAGCAAUGUCACCAAUGGACAAAGUAGCUCUAGACUUAUACGCAAUAUCCCAAGGCAAAUUAUUCGGCGACGAAGGCGAAGCCAACACAGAAGAAGACAGGACCGGUUCAACCGAAGAUGCUACAGCAGAAGCCUCAACAGAAUUGGAAACCACCUCGACCACAACAACCACCACCACCACGACCACCACGACCACUACAACGACUCCGCCGCCUCCGCCAUCGACGGAAGCCCCGGCGAAUUUCGGACGGAGCAAAUUCGGGGCGGGUAGACGCGCGCCCAACGGUAGAAAAACCGCCACCCACUCGACCACCACCACCACAGAACCCUCCGCCUCGGAGCCCAAGAAGAAGUUCGGAAGACCCGGCUACAGCCGGUCGAGAACUCGCACCACGUCCGCUCCCGCAGCCGAAGAGGAAUCCCACCGAGACGAUGCCAAAACCGUCGCUCAAUCGAAGCCAUCGACGAGCCGAUCCCGUUUCGGCGCGUCCAGACCCAGAGGUAGAACCACAGCGGCUCCAUCGCACGAACCUAAAGAAGAAACCUCCACCACUUCGCAUUCAUCCAGCAGGGCGUCCUUGCCUCGUACUCGCCACAACUUCGGAUCGUCCAGAACGCGCAGCAGGACCACUGCAGCUCCUUCCGCCGACACCGACAACGAAUCAUCAGGAUCCACUAUCGAAGCAAGCAGCAGCACCACAGCAAGAUCGCGAAGAAUCAACGCCAAUUCGGCGGUGAGACCUCUAAGACCGGGACCCCGAUUGAACAUCGGAAGCAGAACCAGAACGACCAGCACCGAAGCACCGCCAGAAGACCAUGUUACUGGAGACGAUGAGCCCGAAACUAACCACCAACAAGAAGCUAAAGAGAAGUUACAGGAGGAGGCUCCGGCGCCGGCGGACAACUCGCCGCUGGGGCGGCUGCGCAGCAAGGGCCGGCUGACGCCGCAGGCGCGCCAAAAGACGGCGGCCAGCGCGCCGGUGCAGGUGCGCAGGAUCAACCCGCUGUUGAACCGCAAACGGCCCGGCCAGACGACGGAGGCGACGGCGAGCGAGGCGCCGGCGGAGGCGCCGUCGACCGAGGAGGCGGCCGAGACGCCGGAAGAGGAGCCGGAGGAGGCGGCGCCGGCCGGUUCGAGCACCACGACGGAGGAGCCGAAGGGUUUGAAUAAAUUGUUGGCGGGACGGAGGAGAUUGACGGCGAGAGUGCCCGGAACGUUGGCCGGUAAAGCCUGA
Molecule: messenger RNA, 2460 nt
Organism: Phyllotreta striolata
Lineage: Eukaryota; Metazoa; Arthropoda; Insecta; Coleoptera; Chrysomelidae
Source: the annotation of a GenBank genome assembly